Molecule: messenger RNA, 1776 nt
Organism: Metarhizium brunneum ARSEF 3297
Lineage: Eukaryota; Fungi; Ascomycota; Sordariomycetes; Hypocreales; Clavicipitaceae
Product: MFS siderochrome iron transporter 1
Biological process (GO): transmembrane transport
Cellular component (GO): plasma membrane
Molecular function (GO): transmembrane transporter activity
Source: RefSeq, a predicted model, not a curated record
AUGGCGCCGCAAAUCACCCACCCGACGACACCGGGCUUUGUCCCGGAGCCAGACAGAAACCCCUCCGACGUGGAAAAGGACCAAAUCAACACCAACCAUGAGGCUGACGACAAGAAACCAGACACCGAGCCCAGCUACAAGCAGGAAGGUGUCCAGCGAGUCGAGGCAAUCACCAGCGUGUGGACAAAACAAAUCCUCAUCAUCAUGUUUGUCCUUCUCUACCUCGUCUCCUUCAUCGACCAGCUCCAGGGCUCCGUGACAGGCAACCUCCAAAACUUCAUCACGUCGUCCUUUGGCCAGCACGGCCUCCUCGCCGCCACCGACAUCGUCGCCUCCAUCAUCGGCGGCGUGUGCACCCUCACCAUUGCCAAAAUCAUCGACAUCUGGGGCCGCUGCGAGGGCUUCGUCGCCAUGAUUGUCCUCAUGGUCGUCGGCCUCAUCACAAAGGGCGUCAGCCAAGACGUUCCCACCUACGCCGCCGGCCACACCCUCUACUGGGUCGGCCACAUUGGCCUCGGCUACAUCAUCACCAUCAUCCUCGCCGACAUGACGACCCUGCGCAACCGGCUCAUCCUGUUUGGCAUCCAGCAGACGCCCAUCAUCGCCACCACCUUUGCGGGGCCCAGAAUCGCCGACCUGUUCUACGCCAGUGCCAAUUGCCGCUGGGCCUUUUACUCGUUUUGCAUCAUCCUGGUCUUCUUCGCCAUCCCCGUUGCCAUCGUCUUCGUCUUGAGCAAGAGAAAGGCCGUGCGCAUGGGCGUCUAUCCCGAGCGGCCCAGGAACCGGACGGCCUGGGAGUCGUGUAGGCACUAUUUUAUCGAGUUUGACGUUAUUGGCAUGUUUUUAACCGUCGCCGGAUGGUCUCUUCUCCUGCUGCCCUUCCAGCUGGUCAACACGGCCGCAGACGGGUGGAAGACGGGCUACGUCAUUGCCAUGAUUGUCGUGGGCGUCGUUUUGCUCGCCCUGUUCGCCAUCUGGGAGAAGUACUUUGCGCCCGUCCAGUACUUCCCAUGGGCGUAUCUCAAGGACCGCACCAUUCUCGGAGCCUGUCUACUCUACGGCUUCAUGUUCCUCUCCAUCUUCUGCUGGGACACGUACUACCAGUCAUACCUCGAGGUCGUGCACUUCCAGAGCAUCACCGACUCAGGCUACAUCCUGAACUCGUUCUCUCUCGCAUCGUCCGUCAUUUCCCCCCUGAUCGGAGUCUACAUCCGCUACUUUGGCAACGUCAAAUGGCCCUCGCUCGCCAUGAUCCCCUUUGCCAUCCUAGGCACGGCGCUGCUCGUGCGUUUCCGAACCCCCAGCACCUCGGUCGGCGUGCUAGUCAUGUGCCAGCUCUUCAACGGCUUCGCGACAGGCGUCUGGGCCAUGACCGGCCAGCUCGCCAUCAUGGCCUCCAUCGACCACCAGCACAUUGCCGUCGCCAUUGCGCUGUUUGGGCUGUUCGGCUCCAUCGGUCAGGCUAUCGGCUUCGCAAUCGCCGGCGGCCUGUGGACAAACACCAUGGAGGACAAGAUGUACCAGUACCUGCCGGACGACUACAAGAACCAGACGGCCACUAUUUACGGCGACAUCGAGGCCCAGUUGGCGCUUCCGGCGGGCAGUCCUGCGCGAGAUGGGAUUAUUCAUGCGUAUAGCGACGUGCAGCGCGUCAUGGCCAUCUGCGGCUCGUGCUUCAUGGCUCUGGCUAUUUUAUGCAUCUUCAUGUGGCGAAGCAUCAAUGUGCGAACAUUGGAAGAGACUAGGGGAAAGCAAACCAAGGGUAUGGUUUUCUAA